Hippocampus comes (tiger tail seahorse) is the source of this 3647-nucleotide messenger RNA. RefSeq lists its product as uncharacterized. The record is from RefSeq and is a predicted model, not a curated record. The transcript has 18 exons. The coding region runs from base 691 to 3267 and encodes 858 amino acids. Lineage: Eukaryota; Metazoa; Chordata; Actinopteri; Syngnathiformes; Syngnathidae.
GUAUUUUUGACGUUGAUUUCAAAAAUAUAUUUACUUUUUUCUAGCACAUCAUGUUUUUUGAGAUAAUUUCAUAUUUGUUUUUUAAGUUUGACCUAUAAAGUAUGAGUGGUAAUUUAUAGUUAUGACGUUUCAGCAAAAAAUUCCACGUGUUGCUGAACCCCACCUUUAAGUCAUACAUCUAUAAUAAUAAUAAUAUGUAAUAUAAUUCUAAACACCUGAUGUGUUAGAGACAAAAAAACUAGGGUAGAUUCUGAAUCACUGCAAAAAAAUGAUUUUGAAAAGUUUGAGAUUUUUUUUGAACAUUUGUUGACCAGUCUUGUUAUUCUUCUUAGGCGCAACCUAUUUUUAAUCCCCCUUGAAUUAUUUGUACAUUUUAGGUUGGGUACGGGCUGUUUUUAAUCCUUCAAUGACGCCCUUCCUUCUGCAUGUACAUGUAAUUUUUUUUUUUAAUCCCUAAAAUGACUUCAAGUUGUCAUGAAGGUUCUUGCCUGUAGAAUUGUGAAGAAAAGAGUCCACUUUUGAAUACUCUGUGUCACUUGAUCCUCCUUGUCCUCUUGGUGACUGCGGUAACCAUAGCAACAGCUUGUAUAAUUCAUAGGCCUGCAGGUGGCGCAUCAUGCAGCAGGUAAGAAAGACUUUUAUUGGGACUCAUUUCAUAAGGUUCCAUCUUCUUGCCCUUUGCGGGUGUGCAUGGCUGCUGUGCAUCAGUCGGCGGGGACGAGCGAAGGAGACAAAUUCUCCUGCGAGGAUGCGAGUCGCCUCUACCGCAAAGUGUUUCGUGACGCCUGCACCGAGGAUGAAGUGCGCACGGCCGUGAAAAAGCUUUCAGAAGAUGAUAGUGAGGGGACGUGCGUUGGUGAGCGUAUUUUGGAUGUUCUCAUAGAAAUGAAGCGGAUGAAGGAGAAAAAGGAAAAGUUAUACUGGGAAGUGCAGCUGCUCAAUGCAGGCCAUCUGGAGGAGCUGCAUUUAUGCAAGACUCCAGCCGUUGCUGAUGCCCCUGUGCUCAAGUGCCCACACCGAACCACACAGACACGAGGGAAAGAAAACAUGAGAGGAGUGUGGCAGCUCCACAAGGCAGCUCGACAGAGCUGGGCCAGACUGGUGACAGAAGGCGUGCAAAGCAUACUGGCCUGCCCCUGGCCAGUUCAAACGCCAGGGGUCAGAGGUGAAGUUUGGGGCUUGGUGUCCUGUUCAGACGUGCUCCUCUUCAACGAAGUCAAAUACGACGCGGUGACCCGUUUGCUUUAUGAUGACAUGCUGCAGAAACACCACAGCAUGCAUGCGUGGGAGGCUCUGUCGCCAUGGCGACGUCACCAGGAAGAGCUUUGGCUUGAGGAGCUCGCAGAGGAAGCUUUGGCGUCCGACGACAUGGUCGCUUUGGCCGAGCUGCCGGGAGCGUUCACGAUAUACAGAGUUUGUCCAGAGUCCAGAAAAGAGUGCUUCACUGCAGUUUCUCUCUUGUAUAAAUUAAACGCGUGUCGACGACAAGAGAGGGAAGAACUAACAGCCUUAGUGGAGAGGCUGGACGAGGAGAGUUUGAGACUGUUGUGUUUGUACAUUCGCUCAGCAACACUUGGAGCUCAAAGAGAAAAAACAGCCUACGAUGCAUAUUUGGCCAUCAGACAAUCCUGGCACAAAUGGCCACAAGUUCACAGUCCGUGCAGAGAAGAGCGGGCUGCCGCAUUACUACGCGGUGAUGACGACAUACUUGGGCACAUGAAAGAUGACGACGACUUACGAUUAUCACAGCAGUCAUUACUGCCGUUAUUGGUGCUGACUCAGCAGCAGGAGAGGAAGCAGCUGGUGCGCCUGUUGCAUGGAGUCACUUUGGAGGAUGUGCAAAGACCGGCUCCCUCAGAUUGUCUUAAAACAAGUUGCAUAAAAAGGCUGCAACAAAUUUGGGGUCAGAAUCAACCCAACUGUGACAUCAGCAGCCCCCCUACGGAGUGGACCAAAGACCAGCUAGAACGAGCCGCCUUGGUCCUUUUGGUUGACCUCCUGGAGAUCCAGGAGAGGGAUACAUCUUCAUUCCUUCGGGCACUGUUGGAUGGGAAUGAGCAUCUCCAAAAGCUGAGACAAGAGUACCAGUCCAAAGUGCACGCACAACACCUGCACACCAACCUGCUCCAACUCUUCAAUCCAGAUGCCUCUUCAUCUACUUCACAUGCUAAUCUGAGCGGCCAGGGGCAAGUCCCGCAUCAGUCUCGUGGACCUGCAGAGGCCCAGAACUUCACCACCGGGUUGCCUGAAUCUCAGACAGCAGCUGAUACGAUUGGCACACGACAUGAUGGAGUCCAAUCUGAGGACGUACCUGAUAAACAGGGUGUCUGCGCAGACUGUGGCGUGACCCUGGGAGGUCUGCCCUAUUUGGAGAUUUUGUGUGUUCCAGAUACAUCCGGUAAAGUUGACGGAGGAGGACCCGAUGAUGAGGAACAAGACAACGAGACGAAGAACUGUGAGGAUCAGGACUCGCUAAUCACUCUGGCUUGGAGCACACGGCUUGAGGGCAGCACAGGACAAGACGGGGAGGCAGCACACGCUGUUGAGGUCCAAGUGCAGCCCUGCGGUGAGGGCGGCACAUCCGAACACGCAGCCGGAGAAAGCCGAGAAGGAGUGAUAAGCCAAGCUCAACUUGAAGAGCAACAUCGCGGCCCAGUGGAGCUCAACUUGGAGGAAUCCGACAAAGAAAAUGACCUGCACACAAAGCUUGUGUGUGGACAACAGCCCUCGGCUGACUCGCGGGAUAGGACGACAACUGACGAGGACAGCGACAUGGUGAAGGAGCUUCGAGCUUCUGAGCCCACCGCACAGGCUACAGGCCACUGCAGCCUCAGCGAGCGAUCGGCAUCGAGGGAGGGCGCCCGACCGGGAGAACCGAUGUCUGCAGUGGAGAGAGAGAAGACCAUGCGGAAGCUGGUGGACGUGCACCGCCGAGUGGAGCGAAAGCAGCAGAGGGACAGAGACAGACAGCAGCUGAGGGUCCAGGAACGUUUGUCCAUCAUCCAGAGCAGGAAGGCAGAUGAGGAUUUAUUUGGGCCUAAGCACAAAGAGAGGAUGAGGCACCUCAGUAAAGACAUACCACAAGAAAAGAGUCAGCAGAAGACGCUGGUCAGAGAACAACUGGAGCAGCUGAAAAGGGAACGCUCUUUUAUCAUGCAGUCCAGAAGAAAAAGGAACACCGCCGGCUUCAAUGAACUUCUGGCUCCAGUGCAUCUCCAAAGCAGAGGAACUGAAGACAGGUUGGACCAAGACAACGGCUUAGGAUGAGUGGCGAGAAGCAGAACAUGCAGCACUGUGUACUGCCCUCAUUUGAAAAUUAAACUCUUCGUACGUAAACAACGGGUGGACUUGCAGAUUGUUUAUUAUACAGUUUAAUUACCUGGACAAACAUGAGCAUUAACAGUAAUACCACUUAAUCAAUGACAACUUCCUGUAGUCUGCGACCAAAUGUACACACAGAAGCGCCAUAAAGUCUUUACCGCAUAAACAGUUGGCCACUGAAAGAUUGGUAUGAUGGAGGGCGCUGUUUCAUUAACGCAACAAAAGGGCUGGCGAUAAGGUUUUGGGGGCGGGGGGGUAAAUCUUGUAGUAACGCAAGUUUUUUUGUUUUUUUUUUCCCAAAUAAUUCGGAUAUGUACGGUCUUUUG